Messenger RNA from Phaeodactylum tricornutum CCAP 1055/1, 2400 nucleotides. RefSeq lists its product with no specific name. The record is from RefSeq and is a predicted model, not a curated record. Gene Ontology annotation, molecular function: zinc ion binding. The transcript has a single exon. Bases 1 to 2400 code for a protein of 799 amino acids. NCBI's taxonomy places the organism in Eukaryota, Bacillariophyta, Bacillariophyceae, Surirellales, Neidiaceae.
AUGGAUCCAUGUGAGGUAAAAAAGAGUAUUUCCUAUAUUGACGGUGGUGAAGUAAAAAUAGCACUUGAUGCAGCAAAAAGUAAUGCCCCACCAAGCGUGAUUGGGCGGCUGCUGAACAUACGAACUGGAGAUAUCUUGUCAGGUUCAUCUCUAAAAAAUAUACGGAUGCAAGCUGAAAAAGGUGAACGGAACAAAUUUGGUGCAAACGAUAAUUUCACGACGCAAGCGGAUCAACUUCUAGCUUAUCUUGAGAGCACCCCGGAUGUCAGCUUCUGUGCCAUAUAUGAUGAACCAGAUUCCCCUUUAUUCACUGUUUACAAGCAGAGGGCAAAAACUGGACGUCGGCACCUACACACCAGUACACGGAGUAUCUCUGGAGGAAUUGCCCAACAAGAAGUGCUCAAUGAAAAGGUGCUAGAUGCUAUUGAUCCAAGGGGAGAGCUUGAUGACUAUAUAGAUAGGACGCGGAGGGCGUUCAAGUUGAAGGGCAACGAAAAAAUGCUUUUAGGAGUGGCCUGGACCAACAACGAGAGUAGAAGAAUCUUUGCUCGCUAUUCCGAGAUCAUGGUAGCAGAUGUGACAGAAGGUACCAACAAUGCAAAACGGCCGCUGUUUUUGUUUUCGGGAAAGACAUCAAAUCAAAACACGUUUACAGCACUUUGGGCCUUUCUACCGCAACAAUCUCGUUGGGCCUUCCGAUGGGUGUGGACAAGAUGCAUUCCACAGCUCUUACCUGAACAGGGGCUGAACAGAAUGCGUCUAUUGAUUACUGAUGGAGACCCGCGAGAGUAUGGUACUUUUUUAGAUGCAAUACCUACUUGGUAUAGCUUGUGUCGGCACAAACUAUGCCAUUGGCAUCUACUCUAUCGCGGCAGUCUUAUGAAAGCACAGACUGGAAACUGUGGAACAAAAGCAAAAAUUCUAUUCCAUGUGGUCCUGAAGUGGAUAGAAAGCUGGAUGACAAAAAUUGAGACGCAAGAGGAGUACAAUUUGUCAACUGGGCUUUUGAUUGACUGGCUGAAAUCUCCGGAGGCACUUGAUACAAAUUUGGGCGGAAUGGGUUGUGCCCUUGUUUCGCAGAUAAAUGCAUUUUUGACGUCCUCUCUGUUUCCGCACGAGCAACGCUGGGCUCGAUACCAUUUUCUGAACGUGAGAGCAUUCAACACGUCCGCAAGUUCCUACGGAGAAGCAGAGAACAGUGCUCUAAAACGACGGGGUGAUGGGGUCAAGCCAAACUUUUCGGUGCCAAAAGCAACACGGGCAAUAAACGAAGGGACUCAAUUGCGAACAGUGAAGAGGCAACAAAAAGCAGUUCAUAACCUCAAUGCUACAAAGAAGACAAAGGCAGCAAACUACACCAAUAUAUCCGACCUAGUAGAUUGCAUACAGGAAACCAUAUCCCAUGAAUUCAAUGCAGCCAAAAAAUAUGACCUCUUUUGCCCGGGUCCAAAAGAAUUUUGGGUAAAGCGAGCAUGGUACCAAAUUCCAAGCGAGACCUACCAGGAUUUCAACGACAGCAACUUUUGCCAAUUUAUGAUUCCACAGUUUGAGCGCACCCGCAUCGUAAAAAUUACGGAAAUUGAAGGUGAACUCUAUCUGGAAUGUAGUUGCGGCAAGUUCCAACGACAAGCUUCUCCAUGUGCUCACAUCUACAAAGUACUUAACCGACCACCACAAUCAACAGACGUUUCUGUGAGAUGGACAAAAAUUUGGGAUGUUUACCUGCAUCGACCUGGAUAUCAUGAUCUGUCGGACCAGUUAGAGGAAUUGUAUAAGAAGGAGCGGCCAGGGCCACAUUUCGAAAACACAAAUCAGUGGGAAGUUGGAAAGGGUGAGAGAGAGUACAACUAUUUUAAGAGAUCACUUCCAAGCGAGCCCACCAUUAUCCAGAAGUACAGCAGAUGGGCUGAUUCUUUUUCACGACAACCUGGAUGUUAUGUGCAUAAAAGCACUGAACAGGAAACAGUUCCUGCAGCAAGCGGUAUGGUGCAAGAGUUGACCAGCCUUUCCCAGGGGUAUGCUAUUGAAACUCAAUUGGAUAGUGAAAUGGAUGUUGGAGAUGUAACUGUCAUGCAGGUUGAAGAAAUUGAUUCAAAUCUCUCAAAAUCGGGUAAAAGUCCAUACACAAACAAUCUUCAUUUUUACGAGGAAAUCUCAAAACUUGCCAAAUUCAAUUCAAAAGCUGCUGACAUAAUGACAAAAGGAAUGCAGGAAACUUUGGAAUUGCUACAGAAACAUGUUGCAGAAGGGUCAGGUAUGGUAGAUUACAGUAUUGGCCCAGCUAUUGGAAAAGAACCAGUAGGCCAAAGGCUCAGGCCAAGCUACAGUCCUUCAAAGAGCAAGAAUCUAAGAGACAGACAAAAAGAAACAAAGGCAAAAUUUUGGUGGCUGAACAAGUAA